This is a messenger RNA of Nymphaea colorata (pocket water lily), 772 nucleotides long. RefSeq lists its product as uncharacterized. Bases 165 to 548 code for a protein of 127 amino acids. The record is from RefSeq and is a predicted model, not a curated record. Lineage: Eukaryota; Viridiplantae; Streptophyta; Magnoliopsida; Nymphaeales; Nymphaeaceae. The transcript has a single exon.
UGACGGAGAGAGAAGCCAUGGCCGGCGGUCAAACGGAGCGAGAGAGUUGGUAAGACGACUACGUCUCUCGGAAGAAGGCGUGUGGGAUUUGGAGAAGAGAUCGGCGGAGAGAUUGUGAAAUUCCGAGCCCUUCUUGGUAGGCGCGCCCCUGCAUCCGGAGAGAAAUGGCUAACGCGGCGGCGCUGCAGAGAUCAGCGGUCUCCUUCCGGAGGCAGGGCUCCUCCGGCCUCGUCUGGGACGAUCGCUUCCUCUCGGGAGAGCUCGCGCAGCCCAGAAAGUCCGACGCCGUCGGCCUCGACGGCAUAGAAAUCAAGGAGCCGCGCUCACGAGCGCAACAACCGCAACCAGAAGAAGAGGGCGCCUCGGCGGCGAAGAAGGAGCGGAGGAACAAGUGCACGGACAACUUGUGUCCGGCGACCAAACCGUUCCCCGUCACCAAGCGGCGAACCUCGCGGCCGCCGCGUCCGUCGGCGACGACCUGCGGCCUCUGUGGCAUCUUGUGCGGCCAUCCUCCCCCUUCUUCUUCCACUAAGGUGAGGAAGCGCUAGCGCCUAGCGGCCUUCUUCUUCGACCCUCUCCUCGUUGGUUUUGCUCCGUCUCUAGACUUUUGCUUCUCUCCUGUUGUGGUUGUAGUCCUGCAUCAAGUUUGGGCUCCGUUUCAGCAGUUCUCCUUUGUUUUCCCUUGUAAAUUGUUAGGAGUAUACAAGUGUUUCUUGAAUAAUCGAUGUAUGGUGUGAGUAAAUCUUAGAUCAAUGAUAUUAUGGCACGGAAA